AUGCUCGUUCCUACCUCUGACAUCCCACACCUCCGCAAGACGGAAACUGGUCAGCAACUUAUUGUCAAUGGCCGGCCUUUCCUGUCGCUUGCUGGUGAGCUGCAGAAUUCCUCGUUGACUUCCGCGGAGUAUAUGGAUACUGUUUGGCAGAAGCUUGCUGAUACUCAUAUCAAUACUGUGCUGGGAUGUGUGACUUGGGAGGAUAUCGAGCCAGUCGAGGAUGAGUUCAACUUUACUGAAUUGGACAAGGUCAUCCUCGGUGCUAGGAAGCAUGGACUGCAUCUUGUGUUAUUGUGGUUUGGUUCUUUCAAAAAUGGUAUCUCUACAUACGUUCCUCCAUGGGUGAAAACAAACACCAAGCGGUUCCCUCGAGCGAAGCUACGCAAGGCCGGGGGUGUACUACAGACUGGUGACGUGCUGUCCAUCUUCCAUGGGGAAGGAUGCAAAGCGGAUACCAAAGCGUUCUCGCGCUUGCUGGCACAUCUCAAAGAAGUCGACGGGGCUCAUUCAACUGUGGUGAUGGUCCAAGUCGAGAACGAGACUGGCUUGCUAGGUGAUUCCCGUGACGGCUCUGUGGCAGCCGAGAAGCGGUUCCUCGAGCCUGUCCCAGAGGAUCUAGUGCAAUUCCUAGCGCAGGAUUGGGAAGCGCUCCAUGUUGACCUCAAAGGCAACUUGGAACAUUUCAAGACUCAGGCUAGUCCCCGUGGAACAUGGGAACAGGUCUUUGGCAAGAGCCCACAUACAGAUGAGCUCUUCAUGGCAUACCACUACGCCAAAUACAUCAACCAGGUUGCUGCGGCUGGCAAGAAAGAGUACCCUAUUCCGUUCUAUACGAACGUCUGGCAGAACUAUGUCGGCGAAGAUGGCGACAAUGAUUUCCCAGUCGUCGUUGGUGGUGGCGGCCAUCCGGGUGAUUACCCGUCUGGCGGCGGCACCAGCAACGUCCUUGAUAUCUGGCAGCAGUUCGCGCCAUCGCUGGACUUUGUUGCACCAGACGUCUAUCUAAACGACUACGCAACCUCGUGCCGCAAAUACCGACACCGGAACCAGCCACUCUUCAUACCCGAGCAGCGUCGCGAUGAAUACGGCGUCAGACGUAUUUGGGUCGCAUACGGAUCCUUCCAAGCAAUUGGAGUCUCCCCCUUCGGAAUCGACACACUGGAACCCAACACGAACCCAUUCACAAAGCACUACGGACUCCUAGAAUCAGUUUCCCAGAUCGUGUUGGAAGCUCAGACGCGGCCGAACUCCUCGGUUGGAUUCUUCUUCGACGAGCUGGCAGCUGACGGCUCGGAUUCUUCUAGUCCGGUCAUCAAGCACUGGGCCGGAUAUGAAAUCACCAUCGAGCGCUGCUUUGUCUUUGGCAAGGCCGGACCGGGCGCAGGUAUGGUCGUCCACCUCGGUGGAGGAAAAUUCCUUUUGAUCGGAUGGGGCUUCCAAGUCCGUGCACGCUCUUUGAGUCCCACGAGCAGCUUCACCGGCUUUUUGCGGUUCGAGGAGAAGAUCGUUGCUAACCAGAAGACUGGGGAGUUGCGGACUCUGCGCGUUCUGAAUGGCGAUGAGACUAGGAGUGGGAUCUUUGCUAUGAUGCCGAAUGAGGAACCUGAUUACGGUGGUUUCCCGAUUUGUGUUACUAUUCCCGCGCGCACGAUGAUCGCCGAAUUGGAGGUGUAUUCCGUUGAGGAGGCGGAUGACGUGUAG
Penicillium arizonense is the source of this 1701-nucleotide messenger RNA. RefSeq names its product putative beta-galactosidase. The transcript is spliced from 2 exons. NCBI's taxonomy places the organism in Eukaryota, Fungi, Ascomycota, Eurotiomycetes, Eurotiales, Aspergillaceae. Bases 1 to 1701 code for a protein of 566 amino acids. Gene Ontology annotation, molecular function: beta-galactosidase activity. Gene Ontology annotation, cellular component: beta-galactosidase complex. The record is from RefSeq and is a predicted model, not a curated record. Gene Ontology annotation, biological process: carbohydrate metabolic process.